Coffea eugenioides is the source of this 565-nucleotide messenger RNA. RefSeq lists its product as uncharacterized. The record is from RefSeq and is a predicted model, not a curated record. Bases 78 to 386 code for a protein of 102 amino acids. Lineage: Eukaryota; Viridiplantae; Streptophyta; Magnoliopsida; Gentianales; Rubiaceae. Gene Ontology annotation, cellular component: EKC/KEOPS complex. The transcript has 4 exons.
UGAACUUAAUCAACAAAACAUUGGCCGGCUUCUGUUCGGAGGCGGAAGUAGGAGACCAACUUGCCCUAGGAAUAAAGAUGGAGGUUAUCCCUUCCGACGAAACAACGGUAGAUACUGUCCUAACCAAAUGGGAUUUCAGUUGUGACUUGGAAGUAAAUUAUGAAUCUGAAAGAAAAGUUCGCAUUGUCUACUCAGCAUUGGAUGUAGAUAAGGAGUUGCAGCCAGACAAGGUAAAGCGCGAAAUGUCAGUCUCGGAUGGAAAGCUUUUAGUGCAUUUUGAGGCAGUAGAGCCAAGAUUUCUGCGGGCAUCAUUUAGUGCAUUUGUUGAUGUGCUGACUCUUGCCACGAAAACCAUAGAUGAAUUCGAUCAAGGAGUGGAAGUUUGACAUUUAUGUCCACUUGGAUCAAUUGUAUUAUCAAGUGAAGCAGUUUAAAUUUGUGUUCCAAAACAAUGCAUCAGAUGCGAGUUUCUUGUUAAAUCCCAUUUGGCUAUCGGAUUAGAGUUUCUGUUAUUUCUGUGCAAGUUUAUAAGAAGAUAUUAAAGAGACCCUUAUAAUUUAUCUUC